Molecule: messenger RNA, 1394 nt
Organism: Kogia breviceps (pygmy sperm whale)
Lineage: Eukaryota; Metazoa; Chordata; Mammalia; Artiodactyla; Physeteridae
Source: RefSeq, a predicted model, not a curated record
GCCGCCGCCGCCACAUCCCGGGCCGGGCGGGCGGCGGCGCCGAGGCCUCCGGGCGGGCGGUCCUCCAUCGCUCCCCGGACGCCGGGACCUCGCGCGCCUCGCUCCCAGGCCCGCGAGGCCCGAGCCGAGCUUCGCUCCUGGGGCCGCGGAAGGGCCCGAGGACCGCGACAGGCUCCGGCUCCACGGAGGAGACAGGAGGAGCCAGGAACCUCCAAGGCAAAGCAGAUGCUGCAAGGAAAUGUGGACCAGGCCUAAGAAGGAAGAAUCACUGAAUGGCUGACAUUUGACAACAUGCACCACCAGUGGCUUCUGUUGGCCACAUGCUUUUGGGUGAUUUUCAUGUUCAUGGUGGCCAGCAAGUUCAUCACACUGACCUUUAAGGACCCUGAUGCCUACAGCGCCAAGCAGGAGUUUCUGUUCCUGACCGCCGCGCCCGACGCGGGGAGGUCGCUGAGAGAGACGCACUUCCCAGAGGAGCUGAAGCUGACCGGGAAGAUGCUGCCGGGAGGGCAGCUCAUUCAACCCUUGGUCUAUGUGCAGCGUCUGGAGCUCGUCAGAAACGUGUGCGGGGACGACACCCUGCGGAACCUCUCACACACCGCCGUCUCCAAGUUUGUCCUCGACCGGAUCUUCGUCUGCGACAAGCACAAGAUUCUCUUCUGCCAGACCCCCAAAGUAGGCAACACCCAGUGGAAGAAAGUGCUGAUCGUGCUGAACGGUGCGUGCAGCGCCCGGCGAGGAGCCUUUCCUUCCAUCGAAGAGAUCCCUGAAAGCGUGGUGCACGACCACGAGAAGAACGGCCUCCCGCGUCUCUCUUCCUUCAGCGAUGCAGAAAUUCAGAAGCGCUUGAAGACAUACUUCAAGUUUUUUAUCGUAAGAGAUCCCUUCGAGAGACUGAUUUCUGCGUUUAAGGAUAAGUUUGUUCACAACCCCCGCUUUGAGCCUUGGUACAGGCACGAGAUCGCCCCUGGCAUCAUCAGGAAGUACAGGAGGAACCGCACGGAGACCAGGGGCAUCCAGUUUGAGGACUUCGUGCGCUACCUUGGUGAUCCGAACCAUAGGUGGCUGGACCUUCAGUUUGGGGACCACAUCAUCCACUGGGUAACAUACGUGGAACUGUGCGCACCCUGCGAGAUCAAGUACAGCGUCAUCGGUCACCACGAGACCCUGGAGGACGAUGCCCCAUACAUCUUGAAAGAGGCUGGCAUAGACCACCUGGUGUCUUACCCCACCAUCCCCCCGGGCAUCACCGCGUAUAACAGAACCAAAGUCGAGCACUACUUUCUGGGCAUCAGCAAACGAGACAUCCGGCGCCUCUAUGCGCGUUUUGAAGGGGACUUUAAACUCUUUGGGUAUCAGAAGCCAGAUUUUUUGCUAAACUAAUGUGUAGGACU